Gigantopelta aegis is the source of this 1342-nucleotide messenger RNA. Its product is annotated as zinc finger BED domain-containing protein 4-like. Gene Ontology annotation, molecular function: protein dimerization activity. The transcript has 2 exons. The coding region runs from base 401 to 1090 and encodes 229 amino acids. The record is from RefSeq and is a predicted model, not a curated record. Lineage: Eukaryota; Metazoa; Mollusca; Gastropoda; Neomphalida; Peltospiridae.
UGUUUUUACUUCUAUGAUUCCAAAUGCAAAUGACUGUAUUUGAAAAAUAAAUAAAUAAUUAAUUUUAAAAAUAGUACCUAUAAAAAUGGAUGUGAAGUGUAAUGUCGGUAGAAUACUUGAAACUGAUUGGGUACAAAGCCAAAUAAUUGUGACACAAUAUCCUAUCACUGAGUGUAAGUUAAAAUUUUACUUCACGUUCGCUUCAAGUUUAAGCUUUGUUGUGUUUUGGAUGAUCACAUUAUCAGAUGGAAUGAAGGAAGCUAGAUCACUGCGCAAGGUCAUCGCUACGGCAUCCACCAUUGUAUCCCACACACGAAAAUCUAUCCAUGCGUCGGAUCUGCUAUAGAAGAAUAACAAAUUACAGGCAGCAAUUGUUACAAGUUGGAACUCUAAAGUGAAGAUGAUCAGAUCUGUUUUGAAAAUUCCAAAGGACAAACUUGACCAGCUGGACACUCACACGCUGUCCAAUCAUGAUCGUGUACUUCUCACAGAUCUUGUGGAAAUCUUAUCCCUAUUUGAGGAAGCAACUGAUUAUGCACAAACGCAGAACAAGGUAUCAGCCAGCUAUAUCCUACCUUGCAUUCGUGGUUUGAAGGCUGAACUGAGUAACAUGGAGUAUAGGUUCCAUAAUAAGGUUGUGUCAUUUUUGAGUGCAUCAGUGACCGAAAGACCGACCCAGUACGAAGACACCGAAUCACUCAUUCUAGCGACCAUCUUGGAUCCAAGAUUCAAACUCCAGUGGUGUGCUUCCGAUUCCGAUGAAUGUGGUGCAAAACGCAAUCUUUUGAAACACCACUGCAACCUGAUCUCCGACCAAAAGGAAACAGGAACUGUUAAUGUUGAGCACAUCCGUUCGCCUCCACGCAAGAAAAGCAGAUUAUUCGGAUACAUGGACAGUGCGCCAAUUAUACCUAAGGUUAACACAGGAACCGUGGAAGGUGAGAUCCAGAAUUAUCUGUCAACACCAUGCAUCCUUGAAAACAGUGAAGCCCUCGAGUAUUGGAACAUGCACCAGGAAUCUCACCCUUCCCUUUCUAAGCUGGCUGUUAAGUACCUGGGAAUCCCAUCAUCAUCAGCUGCUGUGGAAUGACUAUUCAGUAUUGGCGGUAAAUUGUUCCGCCCAGAUCGCUGCAGGCUUGGACAACAGCUCAUGUGUAUUAAGAAAAAUGCACACUUUGCUUAAACAGUCAGACAUUUCAAAAACAUCUGGUGUUAUUGUCAUACAAUGUACAUGCGUUUAUACAUUUUUGAUAUGAUUUUUGAUAUAAUGUAAUAAAUAAUAUACAAUUAUCCAUUAUUUGUUCUUAAUUAGUGAAACAAUUUUAUGUUGGUAACAUCACCU